This is a messenger RNA of Ciona intestinalis (vase tunicate), 1683 nucleotides long. The record is from RefSeq and is a predicted model, not a curated record. NCBI's taxonomy places the organism in Eukaryota, Metazoa, Chordata, Ascidiacea, Phlebobranchia, Cionidae.
CCAGCAGUUAUGCACACAGAGUGUGUUUACUUUUGAGGUCAUAUUGGACCGUACAGAAAUUAUACUUGCCAGUUUAUUUAACUUAGGAAGUCAGGGUUUAUAACACGUUAGGCUUUCAUUUUUGAGUCACUAAAAUUGCAAGGCAAUACGCAUGUAGCCAUUGAUAUUUUGUUCUGCUGUAUAUACUUGAAAGACUUUUAAAAGAAUCUUCUGUUUCUGUAGUCGAAUGACGCGUACAAUUCUACGACAUGCCGGAAACUAGUUGUUGAUGUUUAUAUUAGAUAUAGAAAUGCGACUCCGUAAAGUUAUACUUAUCGUUCGACAUGGUACCAGAACACCUUGCUUUGCUGGAGAUACUCUUGAUGGAAGGGUGUUUCCCACAGAGCUUACAGAUCUACCCGAAAGUUCUGUAUCUACGAAAAGAACAGGUCUCGGUGGUAUUGAACCCCCGUUUAGCACCAGAGACGAAAGUUACAAAAAUAUGAAGACUUUAAUCGGUGGUGAAUGUGGGUUCGGUCAACUAACGCGAAAGGGUGCGACUGACCAAUACAACCUGGGCUUAAAAUUAAGAGGGAACUACGGCAAGGGGGACAGCGCUUUGGUAAAGCCAGAGUAUGACCCGUCGGAUAUCAUUGUUCGUUCGACUAAUAUUAAAAGAACUGUGGAUUCUGCCAAAUAUAUUUUAGCAGGUCUUUAUGAAGGUCAGAAAAGGAACCCCACUAUACCGAUUUACGUGACUGAAGAUAUAGAAAAGAAUGAAGGUGAUAUCAUAGAAACGAAAAUCGAUUUUAUUAUUGAAAGAACAGAACAUCUUAUAAAAGAUUCCAAGCAUUUACCUGGACAAAAUGAAUUGGCCAGAGAGCUUACUCGGUUAUUAAAAUCCAAGGAGACGAACAUGUACGUUAUGGUUGAUAAUUUAUUGACACUUGACCACCUGGGAAUCCCUUUAUCAAUACCAGAUGAAACUUGGAAAAGGGUUAAGGAUUGGUCGUUCAAAAUCAGCAGUUUGUGCACACUUGGGCGAAAGGAGGAAAGAUUGGAGCUUCUCCCUCUCUUAUGCGGGACUCUAAUUGACGAUUUUCUCCACAAGUUAGAACUCCCAAUGGAUGAAACACCAAACAUGUAUUUAUACUCUGGACACGAUGCUACAUUGAUGAGAAUCCUGACGGCACUUAGAAUUGAAAUUCAUUCUGUCCCGUCCCCAAGCUCGGUUGUUGCUAUUGAGAUAUAUCAAGAUGACACGAACAUGCAAACUUACGCAAAAGUUUUGUACAAUUGGAUGGAACAAUUAAUACGGGGAGGAAAAGUCAGCCUUAUAACGUUUAAACAUUUUAAAGACGUACUUUCGCCAUAUCGUAUGAGCCUCAAGCGUUUUAAAUCAAUUUGCGAUUCCAAAAGGUAAUUGCAAACUUUAAAACUGUUAAGCCUGUACACCACGGCCUUUAGGGCCUACUAUAGAAACAUCUCUGGUCAUAGCUACACGUUUAGUACUGUGGGGUAAAAUGGUACACCUUGAGCACUUAAUAUCCAAAUAUCCUGAUCCACGGCCUACUAGAGAUAUCUCUAGUAGGCCGUGCCUGAUCGUGUUUUAAAUAAUUAACAACGGUCUAUUGGAGUCGUGAGGAUACGGUUUUAUAAUUCUUGAAUGUUCUUUGUUUACUUUAGCAAAUGAGAUAUAGGAAA